Solanum dulcamara is the source of this 756-nucleotide messenger RNA. Its product is annotated as dehydration-responsive element-binding protein 1D-like. The transcript has a single exon. The record is from RefSeq and is a predicted model, not a curated record. Lineage: Eukaryota; Viridiplantae; Streptophyta; Magnoliopsida; Solanales; Solanaceae. Gene Ontology annotation, biological process: regulation of DNA-templated transcription. Bases 72 to 677 code for a protein of 201 amino acids. Gene Ontology annotation, molecular function: DNA binding; DNA-binding transcription factor activity.
AAUAAUCAUUUUGUUCUCCUUCAAUGGAUUUUGAAUUAAGAUGACAACUUCUUCUUCUUCAUCCUCCGAUCAUGAAAUUCUUGAUAAUAAAGAAAAAAAAUAUUGAUCUUUCUUCGUGUUCGAUGAAUAUUAAUAAUGUAAAAUUCAAGAGGAGGGCAGGAAGAAGAAAGUUCAAGGAGACUCGACAUCCAUUAUAUAGAGGAGUUAGGAGGAGGAACGGAGAAAAAUGGGUAUGUGAAAUACGCGAGCCAAAUAAAAAAUCAAGAAUUUGGUUAGGUACUUUCUCCACUCCUGAAAUAGCAGCUAGGGCACACGAUGUUGCUGCCCUAGCUCUCCGAGGAAGUAAUGCCCUUCUUAACUUCCCCGGAUCCGCUUGGUCUCUACCUAAAGCUAAAUCUUCUUCCCCUCGCGACAUCCAAAUCGCGGCUUUACAAGUUACCAAAGAAUUAGUUGUGUCCUCCUCUCCCUUAGAAGAACCUACAUGUUCUCAUCAAAAGCCAAAAGAUGAUCAAGUGAAUUCUUUAAUGGAGUUUAUAGAUGAGGAGGCCAUGUUUAAUAUGCCAAUAUUGAUUAAUAGCAUGGCUGAGGGGAUGCUUCUAACUCCACCAGCUUUGAAAAGAGGCUUUAAUUGGGGUGAUGUUGAGGAAGACACUGAGUUCACUCUGUGGAAAGAUUGAUCCCACAUGUCUAUUUUUGUUUGAGACUUUGACCUUAUUUGUUUCUACUUAAUUAAGGUUUCAAUUCUAAUAAUUUAGA